GUUCGCUCCUCACUCACCUCGUAUCGCAUUCACAAAUCACAGAGCGCACGGCCACCGCUAGGCUCCUACGCUCGCGGGCGCCGCUCAACCAAGCGCACACAACUUUUUCGCGUAUAUAAAAGCGCAAGCUGCAGAUGAGCGUAGAUUGUGUCGUUGGUAGCCAAGCCAAGUCACCCACGCGUUUUCUCGGUGAGGAGGAGGAGUCGGCCAGUCGGGGGCUAGUUUACUUGUCUGGCGAGAGCGUAGCAGUGGGCUCGAAGCAAGGCAUGGCGUGGUCGGAGACGGACGCCGCGCUGUUCGCGGCGGUGCUGGGGCGGGACGCGGCGCACCACCUGGCCACCACGCCACCGCACCUGGACGGACCCCCGGCGUCGGCGGCGCCCGAGCUCCAGGCGCGCCUGCAGGACCUCGUCGAGAGGGGCGGCGGCGUGUGGACGUACGGCAUCUUCUGGCAGGAGUCCCGCGGCGCCCGCGGCCGCGUCGUGCUCGGCUGGGGCGACGGCCACUGCCGCGACGGCGGCGCCCCGCACGACGCCGGCGCCGACUACGCGCUCCGCCUCGACCGGGUCACCGGCGCCGAGAUGUACUUCCUGGCGUCCAUGUACUUCUCCUUCCCGGAGGGCGCGGGAGGGCCGGGUCACGCGCUGGCCUCCGGCCGCCACGCCUGGGCCGCCGUCGACCCCCACCCGCGCGGAGCCGGCGCCGCGCCCGGGUGGUACGUCCGCGCGUCCCUCGCCCAGACCGCGGGGCUCCGCACCGUCGUCUUCCUCCCGUGCAAGGGCGGCGUCCUCGAGCUCGGCUCCGACGUGGCCGUCCGCGAGACCCCCGAGGCCCUGCGCGCCAUCCAGUCCGCCCUCGCCGUUGCGCCCGCACCACGUGAGGAAUGCAUGAGGAUCUUCGGCAAGGACCUCUCUCCCAGCAGCCGAACGCCGCGGCCGCUGACCAUGGGGCUCAGCGUCACCGGCACAAAUUGGGCUCCACAGCCCGGCGGCCACGCCACGGCGUCCACACCCCCAGACAAGACGGAAGCCGCGAAGCCCAAACCUCCGGAGCCACCCAAGAGCAUAGACUUCAGCAAGGCGGGAAAGCCGGGGCAGGCCGGUGGCGAGGAGCGUAGGCCGCGGAAGCGCGGGCGGAAGCCGGCGAACGGGCGGGAGGAGCCGCUGAACCACGUGGAGGCGGAGCGGCAGCGGCGCGAGAAGCUGAACCAGCGGUUCUACGCCCUGCGCGCGGUGGUCCCCAAGAUCUCCAAGAUGGACAAGGCGUCCCUGCUCAGCGACGCCAUCGCCUACAUCCAGGAGCUGGAGGACCGGCUCCGCGGCGGCGGCGGCGGCGUCGCUCCGGCGGCGCGCGCGGAGAGCCCGGCCGUGGAGGUGAAGGCAAUGCAGGACGAGGUGGUGCUGCGCGUGACGACGCCCCUGUACGCGCACCCCGUCUCCCGGGUGUUCCACGCUAUCAGGGACGCCCAGCUGAGCGUGGCGGCGUCGGACGUGGCGGUGGCGGACGACGCCGUGACGCACACGCUGGUGCUGCGGUCGGCCGGGCCAGAGCAGCUGACCGCGGAGACGGUGCUCGCCGCCAUGUCACGGGGGAUGACCAGCGCCACCCCGUCCCCGUGACCGCGCUAGCUGUAGCCCGCAAGUCGUAACCGUGCGCGUCUCGUGCGUGCAACUGCCAACCUUUACUGCGUUAGUGCUAGCUUCUCAACUUGUGACUGCAUGCCGGCCACGUAGUAAAAGCCCCCAGACAACGCAGUGGCCAAUGGGGCACAGAUUUACUGUUCCUUUCCCUAGUUUUUCUUUCACCACAUGUUUAGAUGAGAUGCGUACGUAUACAAUUCAAGCCAGCAUUUCCUAGUACUUUUUGUUUCUUGGACGCUGUUUGUCCAACCUCUCGUAGCUAACUUAUAGUAUGUGUGCAGAGGUCUGACAGUGAUGUUGUUUUCACCUGUAGCUGUCGUGUAUGUUUGAUUAAAUCUGCUCCAUUUGGUUUGCACGUA
Setaria italica (foxtail millet) is the source of this 1999-nucleotide messenger RNA. Its product is annotated as transcription factor bHLH13-like. Gene Ontology annotation, molecular function: protein dimerization activity; DNA-binding transcription factor activity; transcription cis-regulatory region binding. Lineage: Eukaryota; Viridiplantae; Streptophyta; Magnoliopsida; Poales; Poaceae. Gene Ontology annotation, biological process: regulation of DNA-templated transcription. The record is from RefSeq and is a predicted model, not a curated record. Gene Ontology annotation, cellular component: nucleus.